Molecule: messenger RNA, 3934 nt
Organism: Suricata suricatta (meerkat)
Lineage: Eukaryota; Metazoa; Chordata; Mammalia; Carnivora; Herpestidae
Gene: HAUS6
Product: HAUS augmin like complex subunit 6
Exons: 17
Coding region: 260-3118 (952 amino acids)
Biological process (GO): spindle assembly
Cellular component (GO): HAUS complex; mitotic spindle microtubule
Molecular function (GO): microtubule binding
Source: RefSeq, a predicted model, not a curated record
CCGCUUUUCCGGAAGCGCGGGAUUCUUGGUCUGUGUUGGGUUCGCUCAGGCAGCGGUACCGUGGUACCGUUAGGGGCUCCGUUUCUCUGAGAUUUUACGGUCCUUUGAGGUGAAAUGGCUCCGGGCGAGAGAGGAACCAGCGGUGGCAGUGGAGGGGCCGCCACUUUCUCAGGCUCCCCAUAGGGAGGAAGCAUGAAGGCCCCCUGAGCUGUUCGGACCUGCGCUUAGUUCAUUUGCAGUGAUACUGCCUCCCGCGAAGAUGAGCUCGGUCUGGGUCACCGCUUUUGAGAAGGAGCAUCUCUGGAAGUAUCUGCAGGCGCUCGGUUUCGAGGCAGGCCCGGCCACCGUUGCCUGCGGAAAGAUCGUGUCUCACACGCACCUCGGAGUGAACAUGUUUGACAAGCUGAAUCGUGAUGCUUUUCAAAUUGUUUCUUAUUUUUUGUUCCAAACGUUGGACAAAUCUCUCACCAAAGAAGUUUUCAGGCAUUGUUGGCCUCCAUUUGACCAAAAAAGUGACACCGAAUUCCGGAAACAUUGUUGUGAAUGGUUAAAAAGGAUUUCUGCUGAAUGUGGAAGUAGCUUUCCUCAAGUUGUUGGUUCACUAUUUCUUUCUCCUGGUGGUCCUAAAUUUAUUCAUCUGAUGUAUCAUUUUGCAAGAUUUGUUGCAAUAAAAUAUGUAAAAGCCCAUUCUAGAAAUUCAUCUAUACAUUAUACGGAGACAUUUAAUGUAAAGCCACAAGACAUGCACAAAUGCAUUGCCAGAUGCCAUAUAGCACGCAAUAGAUUUUUACAUAUUUUGCAAAGAGAAGAUUGUGUUAUCCGAGAGUAUCAGGAAAAUGCACAGUUGUUAGUUAAACAAGUACGAAAUUUGAGAUCAGAGUGUAUGGGACAGGAAAACCAAAUAAAAAAAAUGGAACCUUAUGAUGACCAAAGUAAUAUACAAGAGAAAAUCCAAAAGGUUCGGUCUUUGUGGGCUUCAGUGAAUGAAACACUCACAUUUUUGGAAAAAGAAAGAGAAGGUGUUGAUGCAGUCCUUAGUCUUGUUAACCAAUAUACCUUAGAUGGAACUAACGUUGCUAUCAAUAUUCCAAGGCUCUUACUUGACAAAAUUGAGAAACAGAUGGGUCAGUUGGACAUCGGAAAUGUUUAUGAGGCCGGAAAAUUGAACCUGUUAACAGUUAUUCAGUUAUUAAAUGAAGUGUUGAAAGUAGUAAAACACGAACGUUAUCAGGCUGACCCAGCAAGACUGACAGUAGACCUUCAGUUCCUUGAAAAAGAGACCAAACUGCAGAGAGAAAGAUUAUCAGAUCUGAAGCGUAUGAGGUGUAAAAUAAAAGAAGAUCUCACAACUAUCAGACAUUUUGUUGCUGAAAAGCAAGGAGAGUGGCAUAAAAAGUGGAAAGAAUUUCUUGGUCAGUCUCCUUUCAGUCUAGUUAAAGGUUCGGCUCCAGUUGUGGAUCUUUUACCACCAAUGCCUCCCCUUUCGUUUGAUCCUGCCUCGGAAGAAGUGUAUGCUAGGAGUAUUCUUUUGCAGUAUCCUGCUUCACUGCCAGAUAUACCUAAGCAACGUAACGAAGAAGAUGAUCGCAGGAAAGCCAGUGAUAUACCGGGAACUGUAUGUGAUAUAACCAACAGACCUGCUUCUUUCUUGUUGCAGCCAGUUUCAUCGGGAAGAAACAGUGUUAGAUUGCUUGAAGAGGACAUGAAGAUAAGAACUCCUAGAGAAGGAAAUGAAACACCUUCUAAGGAAACACCAAAAUUUGAAAUGGAAGACUCUUCUUCAUCAAAUACUGCAAGAAAUACAGAGAAUACUGCAUUUGCAGGGUCUCUGCCAGCUAAAAACAGUGAUCCAUUCCAAAAAGAGCAGGAUCAUUUGGUAGAAGAGGUUGCAAGGGCAGUUUUAUCUGAUUCACCAGAGCCCUCUAAAGGAAAAGAACUAAAAUUAGAGGAACUAAUUGAUACUCUCGUUGCUAAUCCAUUCUUAACAAGGAACCAAAUUCCCCGAACGCCAGAAAACUUGAUAAGUGAAAUUAGGAGCUCAUGGAGGAAAGCUGUUGAAAUGGAAGGUAACGGAAGUACAGAACUGAUUCAGAUGGAUACCGAAGAUAGAGAAGUAUUGCCAGAAUCCGUAUCCGUGUUGCAUAACCAAAGAGAAUUUACCAGGACCAGUUUUCUCUCAGCAACCACUGUAUCCGAUUCUAGCCAUUGCCAUUCACCCGAAGAGAAAGUUGUUUCCGAUCGCCUCAAGUGUCUGCCUCAGCAACAUGCAGGGACCAGUCACACUGAUGGACUGUCAACACUGCCUCAAUCAGAUUUGUUAAACAAGAAAGGUUUGGAGUGUACAGUGUUACAGGACAGGCGUUUAGACAUUAGCCAAACAGAGGCAUUCUCCCCUGCUCUAGGUAAUAGGAGAGUUGUGAUGGGUAGCAGUGAGGAGGAGUAUGUUAAAAUAGCAGACCACUCCAAAGCUUCUUACAAAGAACCUUCCAUGCAUAAGAGUAUGUUAUGGGACUCUUUUCAAGUAUCAAGUGGAAUUAGUUCCAGGAGUUUAAAGGAUAUUGAUUUUGGCAUAUUACAUGAAACACUUCCAGAAGAAGUUGGUCACUUAAGUCUUAAUAGCUCCAGUAGUACAGAGGCCAAUUUUAAACUGGAACCAGAUAGUCCUAUGCACAGUGGCAUUUUUCCCGAAGAUGCUGUGGGAGAAAGACCGACUACUCCAGACUCAGACUUUAAUUUACAGGCUAUUUGCCGUCAAUACGAAGCUCUGAAAAAAUCUCUGUCCAAGAAAAGAGAAGAAACUGACUUUUCUAAUCCUCAGACACUUGAAAGACACACACCAGAAUUGAGCCCUACUCCCACAAACAUGCAGACAGAUGAUAUGCUUGACUUUUUGGGCAGUCGUGAUUUGCACACUGACUAUCCAAAACGGUCUUUACGCAUGUCCCUUGGUGAAAGAAAACGGUCUCUUUCACCAUUAAUUAAGUUUUCUCCAGUGGAACAAAGAUUGAGAACCACAGUACCAUGCAGUUUUGGAGAACUUCUACCUAAUUUAAAAGAAGAAGAAAUCUUGAAUAAGGGCCUUGAUGCAAACAAAUCUCCAUCAGACUUGAAAAGAUGAAGCAGAAUUUCCAGUUAAUUUAACUAUGAUGUACUUAACAUUUCAAGCAGUCACAGGAUAAAAACUGAUUUAUAAUUUAAAUACACGUUGGAAGUGUAACUCUUUUUUCAAAGCCUAAAAAAAUCCUAAAUAAUGCCGUUUAGCAAACAUUAGUUUUUAGGUGAAGUGAGUAUGUUUGGAUUCCUCUUUGUAUGGAUAUGGGGUUUAAAUGUGAAGUAUUUGGGAAGCUGAUCUCAUGUUGUGUGAAGCCAUUUUGAUUCCUUGAAUAAUUUGUAAGCGUUAAGUAAAUAGCAAAGCAGUAGUUUAAUUUAUUUUGUUAUAAUUUCAGUUGAUUAACAUAAACAUGAGUGGUUUUUGAUAUACUUUAAUUAAGUGGUUAACAUAAUAGCCAUUGAAUAUACUGACCUUUCAUUUUAGGGAAAUACAGAACUUGUAUUGUUUCUUUAUGGAACAUUAUAGUACUAACCAAAAAAAGUGAGAAAAGUAGUGCCUUGGGAUGUGUAGUCAAGAUGAGGAAAAUUUAAGGUUUGGAAAGCUCUAACCAGGCUUAGUGAUUAUUUAAGUAGGUUGGUUCUGGAAAAUGUUUGAUGGAAUAAAAUGUAUGUGAUGAUAAGUGAAGACUGGGGUGGUAUGAAGUUCGAUAAAAGGAGAAAGAUGGAAGAUGACUAGACACUUUUAAGGAACACUGUCAAAUUAUAAAUCCAUUCAAUGGGUUGUGCAGCAGAUUUACAUUUAGUCUAAUUUAGACUUUGAGAAUUUAACCCUAGUUUUAUAUUUUAACAGAAGAUGUAAAUUAAAAAAAUUUAUUAGCCUGUG